AUGUCUGCUGGGGUGAUGGACUUGGGCGUACGACAGUUAAACAAUAACAACAGCAGCAACAGCAACAAUAACAAGCGAAUCUAUAGCAAAGGCGGUUGUCGAGAGUGUAAGAGGCGUAAAAUCAAAUGUGAUGAAGGAAAACCUGCUUGUUGGCAAUGCCUUCGAUUGAAAAAGGAAUGUUCUUAUCCAGCUUUGGGAGAGAAGGUGCUAAGAGUGCUGAAAAAACAGCAGAAAUUACAAUCAGGGAAAUCAUUGCUGCCGCAAGAAGACCGUAAGGUAUUCGAGAUACUGAAAGUGCCAUAUAUUGCAACUAAUCCAUUGUCAGUAAUGUCAAAUCAAGAUCCUAUGGCAGGGAGAAAACUUUUGUAUAAUAUGGAUGCUUCGAGACCAACACCCACUACACAUGAACCCAAUCAACAAGGAUUCAACGAGGGUCAUAGUAACCCACAUCUUGCUCCCCCAUUUCAAUCACACCUGGCCCCUCGCGAGGGUUACUCUCAAGAACAAUUGCCGGUUAAUUUCAAUAAUCCUGCACCACAAUCACAACUUCCACCAAUACAGAGACCGCUUAAUCAGCCAAAUUUGCCCAGGUUGUACCAAAGUCGCAUUUUGCCUAUUCAACAAAAUGGAUCCAAUUCAACUCCAUUCAAAUAUUACUACCGCCAAGAUCCACUUUCGGUUGUGCUACCUCCCCCGCAGGUGUCAAACAGACCAGGCUCAACUUUGAGUGGUCCAAUGUUUCCUAGUCAGAUAAGGUAUGAUUUACCACCGCGUCCGAUUGACAGAGCUGCAAGUAGUACUGGUGUUUCAAACUUGUUGAAUAAAUCACCUGAAUCAGAAGCUUCAAACACGCAACUGGUCCAACAACAGGAACAAUUGCCUCAAAUGCAGAAAGAGCAGACACCUGCUGUACUUCAGACUACUGUUGAUCCACAGCUUUCUUCACCGCCCAUUCCCAAAAACGACAAUGUAUCCUAUGCGAACUCACCUGCUGUAUUUGGAGACGAUGUGGUUGAACUAUUUGAAGUUAGCGACUUGAACUUGUUAGCUACAGAUCUCCAAAAUAUGGUCAAUGGAAUACUUUACAAUAUCACUCCAGAGUCAAAAGAAAAGGCCAAGGAAAAGGAAACCACUGAAGUCAAGACCAGUAUGCCAUUUGUCGACAAAUUGGAGAAAAAUGUUCCAGUUGAUUUUAUAAAAUUGGAGAAUGCUCAGAAUCAGAGUUAUUUAGAAGAGUUCUAUUACAAUACUUCAAACAUUGUGUUGCCAUUUGCAUCCUUCGACAAAGAAAAGAAUGUUUACUUUAACUCUGCGAGAGAUUUAUUGUUGAGCACAGCGGCAAACACUGAUUAUGUUUUGGCUGCUGUAUUGGCAAAUGGAGCUCAUUCUAGAUUUAUGAAGACAAGAAAUAUUGAAGAUGAGGAAUUUUAUUACUUGUAUUUGAAUGACUGUGUCAAGUUGUUGCAUCCAGCAAUCUCUGACAAUACCAAAUUGUCUGCAAAGAUUGAAAGUGUCUUGUUGACGGUACUUUUAUUGACUGCUGCAAAUGCGGCCGAUCCGAAACAAGAUUGGCGCCCUCAUUUGCGAGGAGCAAAAGACUUGUUGAUGAAAUGCUCAAGCAAGAAGACAAAGCAAUCCAAAGUGUUUGUGUUUUGUAAGGCAUGGUUUGUUACGUUGGAGGUGUUGGCUGGGAUCAGUUCAAAGAAAGGGGGGACAUUGCAAACCGACGAAGAAAUGGAUGAAUUGUUCAACUUGAGUAGCGAUUAUGAGAUUAAAGUAUUGAAGGAUCUUGGGAUCAUCUUGAAUCAUGGGUUUAAUAUCAUGGGUGGGUAUCAUCACGAUUGUUAUGGUGCAUUCCGUGAGUUAAUCAAAAUUUUGAAUAAAAAGAGGAAUGGUACAUUGAAUACAAAGGAUUCUCUACAAUAUGUGGAGCUAUUUGCUAAAUUUGAAACAUUACGAGAAAUUGACUUUGUCAAAGACCCUACAGCUCCAGGAAGUAUACUUGUUGAAGAUGUUGGAAGAAGCGUCAUUUCCUGGGCUGAUGUAAGCCAUAAGCUGUACAUGGCCGCUUCAAUGAUUACCCUUCUUCAGACAUGUUUUGAUGAGUCUUACACAUCGCCACAGAUUCAAGUUUUAACAAACCAUAUUAUUGAUUUGGUUGCGUUUGUCAACAACUAUAUUCCAUUUGCACCAUCCUCCAGAUACAAGGCUGAAAAUGGACUUAUGAUGCUCCAAUGGCCUGUUUUAAUUGCUGGUCAAAAUUUGGAACCAAACGAUGACAAGGAGAAGGAAAUUGUUCGGGUAUUUUUCGAACAUCUGUCGAGAGUUGGAUCAGGGGGAGCGUUGAUUGCGUUAAAGCGCGUAAAGAGAGUUUGGAAGAAAAGAUCUGACCCUUCCUUUGUUGACGAUGGGAAUGAGUCAGAGGAUUUACUUUCGUAUUGA
Molecule: messenger RNA, 2442 nt
Organism: Lodderomyces orthopsilosis Co 90-125
Lineage: Eukaryota; Fungi; Ascomycota; Pichiomycetes; Serinales; Debaryomycetaceae
Gene: LYS143
Product: Lys143p
Exons: 1
Coding region: 1-2442 (813 amino acids)
Biological process (GO): positive regulation of transcription by RNA polymerase II
Cellular component (GO): nucleus
Molecular function (GO): DNA-binding transcription factor activity, RNA polymerase II-specific; transcription cis-regulatory region binding; zinc ion binding
Source: RefSeq, a predicted model, not a curated record